UCAAGCUCAAGACAAAAUUAAGAAAAGGGAUGUUUGGCCUCAAGUUAAAGAAGAAGAAGAAGGCUGAGAAGGGUCUAGUCUUCGCAAACAAAGGCGCACUGGAUGGCAGUGAGACAAGUAACCUAGAUGUCAUCGCUGCAACGGAGGGUCUCGACUCUGAUGAUUGCAGGCAGGCUGGCCCCUCAGAUUUGGAACCUGUCCAAGCAGAGCGUCACUGUAGAAGGUCAAAGCUUGUGGCAAAGAUUCAAGACAGUGAGAGUAAGACACAAGCAUUCCAGAUCGCCGUCAGCAUCACAGAGGCCAGACAGCUGGUGGGGGAGAACAUUGAUCCCAGUGUUGUUAUUGAGAUCGGGGAUGAGAAGAAGCAGACUACAGUGAAGGAGGGGACAAACGCCCCCUUUUACAAUGAGUACUUUGUGUUUGAUUUCUUUGGGGCACAAGAGACCUUUUUCGACAAAGUCAUCAAACUCUCAGUAAUGCACUCUAAGAUCAUGCGCAGCUACUGUGUGGGCUCCUUCAAGCUGGAUGUUGGGACGGUGUAUCGUCAACCAGGUCAUCAGUUCACCAACAAGUGGGCAGUGCUGACAGACCCUAUGGACAUCCGCACAGGCGUGAAGGGUUAUCUUAAGUGCGACAUCAGCGUGACUGGUAAAGGGGAGGUCGCGCAGCCUUCUCAGAAAAACGUGGAUGGAGAGGAACAGAUUGAGAAAAACCUGCUGUUGCCCCUGGGUUUCCCCUCAGAGCGCCCCUGGGCUCGGUUCUAUGUUAAAGUGUUCCGAGCUGAGGGUCUUCCUCGGAUGAACUCAAGCAUUAUGGCCAACGUCACCAAAGCCUUUGUUGGGGAUAGCAAAGACCUUAUUGACCCUUAUGUGGUGGUGUCCUUCUUCAGCCAGAUGGGCCGGACCUCAACCCAGAAGGGCUCGGCGGACCCUGUGUGGAACGAGCAGAUUGUCUUUAAGGAAAUGUUUCCUCCUCUUUGUCAGCGGGUCAAGAUCCAAGUGUGGGAUGAAGGCAGCGUGAAUGACGUGGCGCUUGGAACGCAUUACAUUGACUUGCGCAGAAUCUCCAAUGAACAGGAUGGAGACCGAGGAUUUCUUCCCACGUUUGGGCCAGCUUGGAUCAACAUUUAUGGGUCAGCCCGGAACUUCACGCUGGCAGACAACCAGGAACUAAAUGAGGGUGUGGGUGAGGGCGUGUCCUACCGAGGUCGGGUAUUCCUUGAACUGGCUGUGGAGAUCCUGUCAGGGGCAGGAGCUGCUGAAUCUAAAAUGUCCCGUUUGACAAAGGACCUGAAAUCUCCAUUCAAAGACACAAAGGGGGGGAAAGACAUCAAAACCCCACCCCCUGGAGGAAGUGGAACAGGAGGAGGUGCUGUCACUGGAGCAGAUGAAGAUAAAGGCAGUGUACUGGGUGCAGAAGUCAUGCCAGUGGAAUCCCCUCCUCAGAUCAGUAAUGAAAACAAUGACAGCUUUCUCCUGUUUGGUGCGGUAUUUGAGGCAACAAUGAUUGAUAGGAAGAUUGGAGACAAACCCAUCAGUUUUGAAUUCACCAUUGGAAACUAUGGAAACUUAAUUGAUGGUGCCUCGAGCGUCAGCAGCAUUAAAAAAAGAGUAGAACAACACGAGCUGGAGAGUGCCGCUUUAUUAGACCCCCAAGGAUAUGAAUACUGCAAGUCCACAACGCCCUCUGAGAGACCUUUGUCAAUGACUGGGAACAGGAAUUACCUGUAUCUGCCCAUCCUGAACCGUAAGCCUUGUGUCCAUGUAAUCAGCCGCUGGGAGGACCAGACCUUCCGCCUUCAUUACUCCAACAUGCUGGAAAACAUUGCUGUCACGUUUGAGGAAGGAGUGACCAAGGUAACGGAGCUAAGUGUGGUUUCUGACUCAGGGGCAGAAUCUCUUAUCCUCCACGUGUUCAAGAAGUUUAGCAGCAACAGCAGAAACUUCAUAGCUUUUGCAGAGAAGAAGGUGAAGGGGAAUUGCUUGACCAUGUUGGAUAAGAAACGCCUGACACUCUGUAGACAGGAGCUGGAAAGCAUGAUAAAUGAGGUGAAGUCCAUCAGAGAGACAAAGAGGAAGACUCUGAAUAUUAAGGAGAUGAUCCAGGAUGCUCUAAGGAUGAUUCAGAGACUGAAGUUCCUAGUGGAGGAGCCGCAGCACACCAUUCCAGAUGUGUUUGUGUGGAUGUUGAGCAACAAUAAGCGUGUGGCAUAUGCCCGCAUACCUGCCCGAGACCUCCUGUACUCUGCCAACCCACAGGAGAGGGGCAGAGACUGUGGCAAGAUCAAGACCCUGUUCCUCAAGCCACCAGGCAAGCGUAUGACUGGCUGGACAGUGCAGGGCAAACUUGAUGUGUACUUAUGGCUGGGGCACUGCAGAGAAUCCUCACAUAUGCUGGAGAACCUGCCCAGUGGUUUUGAACCAAAGGGGGAUUUCAUUGACAGCACCGCUCCACCUGACUACCUCAUGUGUGAUGUCCAACACCAUUUCCAACUGCGAGCUCACAUGUACCAGGCCCGUGGGCUAAUCGCCGCCGACAGCACGGGUCUCUCGGACCCAUUCGCUAAAGUGUCUAUCCAGUCACACAGCCAGUUGACAGCGAUCAUUUAUCAGACUCUGACCCCCACCUGGAACCAGAUGCUUCUAUUUAACAGAGUGACACUCUAUGGGGAUCUUAAGGAACUUACAGAUGAGCCUCCACGGAUAGUCAUUGAGGUUUAUGAUGAUGAUGCCCUGGGUAAGGCAGAAUACCUGGGCUCCACAGUGACAGUACCGAUAGUCCAGCUAUUGCAGGACCCAUACACCCCUCCACAGCUACAGUACAGCCCUCUUUACUGCGGCAGCCAGUCAGGGGGAGACCUGCUAGGUGCCUUUGAGCUCCUCCAGAUUCCAGAUUCAGACAAGAUCUCCCUGCCUGCCAUCGAUGAACCAGAUGGCCUCAUCUACCCUGUUCCUGCCAACAUUCGCCCUGUACUCAGCAGAUACAGAAUGGAGGUACUCUUCUGGGGAUUGCGGGAACUGAAGAAAGUACAGCUGCUCCCUGUGGACCGACCACAGGUGUUCAUUGAAUGUGCUGGCAAGGGUGUGCGCUCUUCUGUAAUACAGAGCUACAAAAACAAUCCCAACUUCACGGUGUUGGUGGAUUCCUUUGACCUGGAGCUGCCUGAGAAUGAGCACUUGCACCCACCCCUGAGCAUAACUGUGGUGGACUGGCGAGCUUUUGGGCGGAGCACGUUGGUGGGCAAUCAUGUGAUCAACAGCUUGAAAAAGUUCAAGUACUCUCCGUCACUCUUACCUUCAGCACCAUGUGCACAGGUUCAGACAAGAAAGAGCAAAGGUAUGCCCCAGCCUGCACCUGAAAGCAGCUCCAUAGAACUUGUGUCUUCUGAAGAUAUCUCUAUCAACAUUGAGCAGCAGGAGACAGCACCCAAGCUUACCCCUAAGACAGAAACGGAAGCUCUCAAGAAGGAGAGCAGGAAAAGCACAAGGAGGUCCACCAAGCGAAGGAGGCGCACCAUUGUGGAUGAGUCUGCUGAGAAUGUCAUUGACUGGUGGUCUAAGUACUAUGCAUCAGUGGAAAAGCUUCAGCAGACAAAGCGGAGGGAAGCCCAUGAAUAUCUUCAAAUAUAUGACAAUGUGAGUGGGCAGCAGGAUCAGUAUGGCAUAGCAGCUAGAGAUGGAGAUAAGAAGAAAAAACUAGUCAAACUUAAGGGUGUCCUUGAUCACCCCAAGCUGGCAACAUUACAGCUGUACGAUAAGGAGCUGGAGGCAGAAUUUGGGCCCUUUGAUGACUGGGUCAACACUUUUGAACUGUAUAGGGGCAAAGCCAAUGAGGAGGAUAGCUCAAGUGAAGAAAGGAUUGUUGGGAAGUUCAAGGGCAGAUUCUGCCUAUACAAGCUAACGGGAGAAGAUGAUUAUGAGGAAGGUGGUCCAGAUUGCACAAAGUUAAAGAUCACCCAGGGAAUCCCACCCAAUUCUCCUGUGAAGGUUUUAAUCAGGGUUUACAUUGUCUCGGCUUCCAACCUUCAUCCAGCAGAUGCAGAUGGAAAAUCUGAUCCAUACAUUGUUCUGAAGCUUGGGAAAACUGAAAUCAGGGACAGGGACAGCUACAUCCCAAAGCAACUUAACCCCAUUUUUGGCAGGUCCUUUGAGAUGCAAGCUACAUUUCCCAAGGAGUCCCUACUAACUGUCCUCAUCUAUGACUAUGAUACGAUCGGGACUGAUGAUUUGAUUGGUGAAACCCAGAUUGACCUGGAGAACCGCUUCUACAGCCGACACCGAGCAACCUGUGGGCUCCCUUCUGAGUAUUCCAUUGAGGGCUACAAUGCUUGGAGGGACUCCAUUAAGCCUUCAGAACUGCUGGUCAAGCUAUGUAAAGAAAAUUACCUUGAUGGGCCACACUUCAGUCCAGGAAGAAUCACAAUUGGAGACAAAGUAUUCACAGGAAAAACAGUUUUUGUGGAUGAAGAUAACGUGGUGGAGUCCUACGAACACCUGGCACUUAAGAUCCUGCAUCGAUGGGCUGAAAUACCAAGGGUUGGAUGCAAACUCGUACCUGAACACAUUGAAACUCGUACCCUAUACCACAAAGAUAAACCUGGAAUGGACCAAGGACAACUUCAGAUGUGGGUGGACAUGUUUCCCAUGGACAUGCCACAUCCAGGUCCUCCAGUUGACAUCUCUCCAAGGAAACCCAAAGGGUAUGAGUUGAGGAUAAUCAUUUGGAACACAGAAGAUGUAAUACUUGAGGAUACCAACUUCCUGACAGGACAACAAUCCAGUGACAUUUAUGUUAAAGGGUGGCUGAAAGGGCUGGAAGACGACCGGCAGGAAACUGACGUCCAUUACAACUCACUGACUGGAGAGGGCAACUUCAACUGGCGAUUUGUUUUCCCUUUAAACUACCUGCCUGCGGAAAAGGUACUGGUGGUAACCAAACGGGAGAGCAUCUUCUCCCUAGACAAGACGGAGAAAAAGAUCCCAGCCGAAUUGGUGCUACAGGUGUGGGACUUUGAGCGUCUAUCUUCUGAUGAUUUCCUUGGCUCGGUGGAGCUUGACUUGCAUGGAUUCCCCCGUGGUGCAAAGACAGCUAAGCUCUGCAAGAUAGACAUGCUUACUGACAGCAGUGAGAAGAUCUCCAUUUUCCAGCAGAAACGUUCUCGAGGGUGGUGGCCUUUCAUUAAGGGUGGUGAGCUCACGGGAAAAGUUGAGGCAGAGUUUCAUCUGGUGACAUCAGAAGAAGCAGAAAAAAAUCCAGUGGGUCGAGCCCGCAAGGAACCAGAACCAUUAGAGAAACCUAACCGACCAGAUACCUCCUUUUCCUGGUUCAUGAACCCCUUUAAAUGCUUCUUUCACCUGGUCUGGAGGAACUACAAGAAGUACAUUAUCAUUGCCUUUCUGCUCCUGGUCACUGCUCUGUUCAUUGCACUGCUGCUGUACACACUGCCUGGUGCCAUCUCUCAAAGGAUUGUCAGUGGAUGAUGGAAACCUGGCAUGGAACAGAUUGAUGGCCAACCUAUCCACCUUUAAUUUGCAUAUGAUAUACUUUCCCUGACUCCCUCUCUUAACAACAAAGCUGAGUUUCAUUAGAUAUCAACUUUUGAAAAAACAGGGUACUCAGUCACUUAUUUAGUUUAUCUUUACAGUCCUUUGACACUGAGAAAAUAAUGAUGUCUAUAGUAUACGUUCACCAUGAACAAUAUACCACUUUUGGAAGAGUAGCUAAAUAUAAUCUGAGGAAAGCACUACAUUCCCGCCAAAAAACACGAGGAAGGGGCAGGGCUUCCAUCUUUGGUGACGUCAGCGCGAAGCAGACCUGAUCCACGUGACGUUAGGAAAUAGUACAGCAUUUCAUAGACACAGCGUAUCAUCCGUUAUGUUUUAGGCUCCAUGGAAAAUAGUGCUUCAUUUCGACAUUGUUGAAAUAAACCCAUAGCAAAAUUGUUUCAUUAGAAGCAGAGAUUUAUGUUUGUCAUACGCUGUAUAAAUACAAUCAAUGUUCCCUUAACUGAAUUUUGACAACCGUGUACACCAGGUUAUAUCAGCCAUAAGCAACAACACCCCUUUACUUCAGCGCAUCGUGCGGCUUUUUAUACGUAUUAAUAUUCGGGGUGACUUUACAGCACUGAAGUCGCAGUAGUAGGUCGUGACAACAAUCAUCGUCUGCUAAAUAUUAGUUAGAACAGACUGGACCAGCGGGUUCCAGAGAGUGGUGAGAUUUAGGUUCCUUCCACUUUUUGUAAACCUCAACACAUGAUUAAGUAUUUUUAUACCGGUAGAUGUCGUUUCUUCUCAGUCGGAAUACCUCGGAAAACGGCGCGAGCUCUGACAGUAACGCCACUGCCCCCUACUGGUGGAUUGACUUAUAAAACUUCCAAUUUCUUUUAAGUUCUCGCUGUCUGUUUUUGGAGUUCCUAUGAUCAAUUUUAAUCAAAGGGAAGGAGAAAUUUCAUGUCUUUACAUGUUUAUUACAUUUUUAAUUACCCUGGUUUGGAAGAUAAAGUUUUAGUUUUUACAUAUAAACACGAUUAUUUUAUUUUCAGAUGUGGGCAAUUAUGGCAAAUGUACCUGUAUAUUUAAUAUAGGGGAGGAGGUCAUGAGAGUCAUGUAGCGCAUUGAGUAAAAUUUUAAGAACAAAGCACUUAAUUGAGCAAAUAGUAUAUUAACAAUGAAGGA
Scleropages formosus (Asian bonytongue) is the source of this 6674-nucleotide messenger RNA. It is a transcript of the gene fer1l6, whose product is annotated as fer-1 like family member 6. Gene Ontology annotation, cellular component: membrane. The record is from RefSeq and is a predicted model, not a curated record. Bases 30 to 5480 code for a protein of 1816 amino acids. Lineage: Eukaryota; Metazoa; Chordata; Actinopteri; Osteoglossiformes; Osteoglossidae. The transcript has 41 exons. Gene Ontology annotation, biological process: plasma membrane organization.